Molecule: messenger RNA, 1125 nt
Organism: Phytophthora infestans T30-4
Lineage: Eukaryota; Oomycota; Peronosporomycetes; Peronosporales; Peronosporaceae
Product: O-sialoglycoprotein endopeptidase, putative
Exons: 10
Coding region: 1-1125 (374 amino acids)
Biological process (GO): tRNA threonylcarbamoyladenosine modification
Cellular component (GO): mitochondrion
Source: RefSeq, a predicted model, not a curated record
AUGCUGCGGCCAGCAAGAGUACGACGCUUGCGGCCUGUGGCGGCGCGCCAUGCGUCGUAUACGCUGGGCAUUGAGACCAGCUGCGACGACACAGCAGCAGCAGUGUUGGACCAGGACGGACGUGUGCUCAGCAACGUUAUCUCGUCUCAGUGGGAGCUCAACGCCAAGUGGAGAGGGAUCGUCCCAGCGCUGGCGGCUCGAGCUCACGAGAACAAUCUUCCGCAUGUGAUCAACGCUGCCCUUGAGCAGAGUGGACUGGAAAGUCUCCAGCAGUUGUCGGCGGUGGCAGUGACUUCCGGUCCCGGACUGGCCCCGUGUCUGGAUGUGGGACUGCGGACAGCACGUCAAAUCUGCCUCGACAACCCGGACAUCGCGUUCCUGCAGAUCAACCACCUGGAGGCCCAUGUUCUUGUGUCACGCUUGCCACAACUUGAAACGCCACGACCGGAAUUUCCUUUCGUCGUGCUCUUGGUGUCUGGUGGUCACUGCUGCCUUGUUCUAGCCAAGGGUCUGGGAGAUUACGAGCUGUUGGGAAAUACACUCGACGAUUCCAUUGGCGAAGCCUACGACAAGGUGGCUCGAAUGCUGGAUAUUACUGCUUCAAGCGGCAAAGGGGUGCAUGGUGGCAAGCUGAUUGAGGAUAUGGCUGCGCGCGGCAACGACCGUGCUUUUCCAUUCACAGAGCCCAUGAAGCAUCGGAAGGAUUGCGACUUCUCUUACUCAGGGAUCAAGACAGCUAUGCUACGAGAGGUUAAAAAGCUUGGCGAAUUAGACGAAAAAAUGAAGGAGGACCUGUGCGCCUCUUUCCAGCGAAAAGCAGUUGAUCAGUUAAUCACUCGAACGCGCCGAGCAUGUCAAUGGAGCAAAGACCGGUUGGGGGAUAACAUCACGAGCCUCGUUGUGUGCGGUGGUGUGGCAUCGAAUCAGUAUCUCCGAGACCGGAUGCAGGCGGCGGCAGCAGAAGAAGAAGUAGCAGCUGUGUUCCCACCGGCCAAAUAUUGCACUGACAACGGCGUCAUGGUUGCUUGGGCAGGGCUCGAGCGAUACGCUAAGGGUAUGCGUAGCGAUCCAGAGCCUGCACGAUAUCAGCCUCGAUGGCCACUCGAGACGCUGCAACCACUCUAA